This is a messenger RNA of Haemonchus placei, 717 nucleotides long. Lineage: Eukaryota; Metazoa; Nematoda; Chromadorea; Rhabditida; Trichostrongylidae. The record is from the annotation of a GenBank genome assembly.
AUGAUCGUGUCCUUUGUUGUCGGUUUGUUGCUUCCAUCUGCAUGGGCUGCUGAAUGUUCGAUCAGCAACGAGGAUGUUUCUGCGGAGAUAGAGGCAGUAGGCGACGAUGUAAAAGUUACAUUUAUAAAUCCGAAAAUCGCAACCGGUAAAUGGACAGCAAUUGCUUUCGGCGACAAAAUGAAAGACCUCGAGGUGGUUAUCGUGAAAGUCGAAGAGUCCCCCAAAGCGGUCACCGGCUUUACAAAGCAAUAUGGCCCUCCAACAUUGGAUGAAGAAGCCAGCGUCAAAACGGAACAACUUACUUUUAAAAAUGGUAAUCUAACAUUUCAAUUCACACGUCCGUUAGGGAAAAAUGGACCUAGAGAGCAUUCGUUGGAAGGGUGUCAAACGUGGAACUUUGUGAAGGAAGGACCACUCGAGAAGGGAGCAAUCAAAGGCCAUAAAGGAUCGAAGAUCCAUAAGAUUGAAGUUUGUCCGGGAAACUGCAAGGAAGAAGAAGGCACAAAGAAACCUGAUCUUCGACAGAUGAUUGUACUCUUCGUUGUCGGCCUUUUAGUUCCAUCUGUAUGGGCCGGUGAAUGUUCCAUCAGUAGCGGAGACAUUUCAGCUGAGAUUAGGGCUGAAGGCGACAGAGUAAAAGUGAAAUUUGUAAAUCCGAAUAUCGCCAAUGAUAAGUGGACAGGAGUCGCGUUCGGCAAGAAAAUGGUACGUAGUUAA